GCGGGGAGUGAGGGCGUUGCGGGCGCGGGGGGCACCUCGGGAGCCAGGAGAUCUCGGCUCUGGCUCCUCCCCGCCGCUGUCCACCUGGGCCCGGCCGCCGCCCCCGCCCCGGGGGCCCAGCCCUCAGCCCCGAGGCUGCUCCCCCUUCGCCCCACCCUCCCCCAGCCCCUCCCUGGCCGCCGCUGCCUCCUCCUCCCCCUCCUUCUUAUCCUCCUCCUCCUCCUCCUCUUGCCAGCCUCAGACGCCCGGACUGCGGGAACCAUGGAAGUCUCUGUAGAGACCACCUUCCAACAGGAAAGGCUUCAGGCCAUUGCGGAGAAGAGAAAGAGGCAAACGGAGAUCGAGAAUAAGCGGCGGCAGUUGGAAGAUGACCGGAGGCAGGUGCAGCAUUUAAAGUCCAAGGCCCUUCGGGAGCGAUGGCUGCUGGAGGGGGCCCCCUCCACCGAUUCCCAGGAGGAUGAAGUGAUGAAGAAGCAAAUGCAGGAGGACGAGCAGAAGGUCAAACAGCUGGAGGAUUCUAUCCUGAGGUUGGAGACUGAGCUAGAGAUUCUGGAGACGGAGGACUCUGUCCCAGCUACCAGGGAGAAUGUGGUGGUCCCGGCCCAGGUCCCAGCCCCAAGCCCUGUGAAGGAGGAGAGAAAGGAAGAGAAGAUCCUUAAUUCCCAGAAGACCCCAGUGGCCUCACCCAGAGAGAAGAAAGUCACCAGCAGCCCCAUGAAGGUGGUGGAAGGCACUGAGAUGAUGAAGGCAGCCAUGUACUCUGUGGAGAUAACCGUGGAGAAGGAUAGGGUGACUGGGGAGACGAAGGUUCUGUCCAGCACCACCCUGCCCCCUCAGGAGCCCUUUCUGCAGGGGGUGAAGGUGUAUGAGGACGAGAUGAAAGUGGUUCACGCAGUGGACGGCACCACGGAGAAUGGCGUCCACCAGUUGAGCUCCUCAGAGGUGGACGAGCUGAUCCAUAAAGCAGAUGAGGUGACGCUGAGCGAGGUGACGGUGACAGCAGCUUCCGAAGCCCGGGGGACGCCCGAGGUGGCCAGGUCCACCCCCCGGCGGGAGAUCACCGGAGUACAGGCACAGCCGGGGGAGGCCUCGGGCACCGAGGCCAGCCAGGAGCAGCCAGUCACCAUGAUCUUCAUGGGCUACCAGAAUGUGGAGGACGAGGCCGAGACCAAGAAAGUCCUGGGCUUACAGGAUACCAUCAAGGCUGAGCUGGUGGUGAUCGAGGACCCGGCCCCGCCCAACGGGAGCGCCCAGGAGCCAUCGGCCGCUGCGGUCACCGCUGCCCCAGACGGCAAGGAAGAGAACCAGGUUGGGGAGAAGCCAGAUCUCCAGAGCCCUCCAGUAGACGUCACAGCCAGCGCAGACAAAGACCUGGAUAUGAAGAAACAUCGUUGUCGAUGCUGUUCUGUAAUGUGAGGCCCCCAGGACCCGUUGUCCCCUGGCCCUGACACCGCCUUCGAGCCACUCUGUGCCGUGCCCAUGCUGGCCAUACUGCCAAGGCCCAGCGUCUUCACACACACACACACACACACACACGCCAGAUUUUAUUGACAUGAAAAUCCCUUUAUGAAACAGAAAAUCAGACCUUAUACCUGUUUCUCUUGCAACCCUUAACGUACUCCUAACAACACCCACACACCCAUACUCAGAAAUAAACACACUUGCACCCAUGUGCAUACACAGAGACACAUCCAGAUCGAUGAUGCCCAGUCACCCAGACACAACUCAGAAUGAUGAUGCACACUGUUCCAGAAACACACAUGAUAUUUGGUGACACUGAGAAAUAUUGUAUGCAGGGACCCAGGACCAGAUUACACAGACCUACAACACACACACACACACAGGGAAGCACUCCAGAUACACAGUCAGACAAGUGCAUCCAUACGGACACACGGACAUUCAGAUAGACAGAGAUAUCAAUCCAAGCGACACAUACCCAACCUAGCCGCCGUCCCCUAAACUCAUUUGCAAACACACAGAUGUACUCUUCCCUCCCUCCCCCCCUUCUUAAACAAGAACGAGGACUGUGCGGUUUGUAAAGGGUUCACAACCCUGCCUUGCUGAUGGAGCAGCAGCGGCGGCCCUCCCGAGUCCCUGCCUCCAGCCUGUGCCCGCUUCCCACGCCAGCGGGGGGGUGGGGUGGGGAAUGUGAGCCUGCAGAAGGAGUCAACGACAAAGUCUCCUUUUCUGUCCUGAAGUGUGGUCCAGUCGAGUGAGCGCUGGAUUCAGAGGCAGAGGGCCUGGGUUCACAGCCCAGCUCUGCUACUUAUUCUCUGUGACCUUGGGCAGGUCACUUCUCUUGGCCUCAGUUUCCUCAUCUGUAAAAUGAGGGUGUUGGAUAAGAUGGCCUUGAAGGUCCCUUCCGGCUCUAGAUCUUUGGUCCUGUCCUUUGAAGAGGAUGGAUGGGUUGAGUUUCUGGCCCUGUUCUCCCACCUGUCUUUGGGAGGUGAGGGAUGUCAUUGAAGUAUUGAACUGGAUCCAAGUGGUGGUCCCUGUCCUCCUGGGGAUGAGUAAACCCUGUUGGGAUUUUGUACCUCCCUGGCUCUGUGCCUGUGAAUGGAUUAAGAACUUCCCAGUGUGGGUGUUUUCUCCCAGGGUCCCCCAGCUCUCCCUAGGAGCUAGUUGUUUUUGGCCCUGCUUAUUUGUGAUGACUCAGGGAGGGCUGUGGGAAAGCAGAACUUUCCUCCUUUCUGGCGCUUGUGAACCUCUAACCCUCUGAGAAGAGGGAGGUUGGGAUGGAGAACCAGAAUUGGAUAUAUGAGACUGUGUGGAUGAGGCCUCAGCUCCAGGGUGGGGGUGGAGGGGAAGACAGUUCUUCCCUGGACACACUCCUGGCAUGGAUGAUGGGCUUUGGUUCAGUGAAAACUGGGGCUCCUUUCCUUGCCCUCAGCAGAAGGACUCCCAAAGCCCUUGCUGUCUUGAGUUUUGCUUGGUGAACUUUUGCUCUAGAAUGUAGGGACAUUGUUGGAGAUGCUGCUCUGAACUCUGAGGCCUUCGUCAGGUACAGAGGCCAGGUCUAGAACCUGCUGGUGAGUCUAGACCUCCAUGUUCCAUUUCCCAAAGUGGGGACAAGACCUAAGCCUCCCAGGGCUAGGCUAUUGAGAUGGUCAGUCUGGACCAAACUUGCCCUCAAAUGCUAGCUUCCCCCUGGGACCAGAUUAGGGUGAGCCAGAUGCAGUCGGGACAUGGGGUGGCAAGGGGCAAGGCCCUCUUCCCACCUGUGGGCAGCAGGUGCCCCUACAGAAUCACAGCAGUGGCCCUUGGAGACCUUGGAACCCCUUGCUUUACAGAGGGGAAUGCAGUUGCAGAAAGGUCGGGUGACUUCCCCACCAGAGGCACUCAACCUCGCCCAAGGUAGACCCAAGGCCGUCUGUUGCUGUGGGUAACCCUAGCAUGCUUCCUCCUAGCUGAUCGUGCUCUCUCCCCACCUUGAUCCCCUGGGCCUUCUCCAUCUGGUGCUUCUCUCUUUGGCUGAGCCAGGCCCAGGGUAGGAGGGGACUUGAUUUGGAGCUGCCAAGAGACUCCUCUUUCCCUCUCCUAUGCCAACUUCUCCUGUCUGCUUUGCUGGCCAGUUUGGGCUUGGUGGGGAAGAAAAGGAUACACCCUUGCCUCUAGCCCAGGAUGGUCUAGAAAGACCCAAAGUCUUGGAGCUGGGUCCGGGGCCCAGGCCCAGCUGUGGGAGCUGGGCUCUUUGUGAGCCCCUCCCCCUGGAGUAGCCUGGCCCACUUUCAUGUCCUUGCUGAAGUGAGGCCGGCUCUCCCUGGCUUGCUUCUGGAUCAGGGUUUGGUUUAUGAAGGCCAGUCUAGGCUGGCCUGUGGUCAUUCUUUUAGUGGACCAAGGAGUUUGGGGACAAAGACUCCCUCCCUGCCCUUGUGAUUGCUCAAGUUAAUCACUACCAGGAAGAGCACUUCUUUCACACCCAUGACCCCAUGGUCAAGUAGUUCCCAUUUUGUGAAUUCUAAAAGCUACAGGCCUACUGAGCUAGAUGUCAGUGCCCAGGAAAAUUUUAUUCUAGGGAAUUGGAAGUAUUUAGAAAUGGAAGUAAAUGGUGAUCACCAGGAGCCAGCAUGAGUCCACUAAGAUGAAGUCCUGCCAGCCUCUCCUUUCCUUUUUUGACAGGGUUAUUGGGUCAUGGAAGGUUAGAGGCCAUCCUUAACCACCCUGCUUUUGGCAGUCCUAACUGGUGUCCCAUGUGGUAUGAAUAGGGGUAACAUAAGGAUUUCAAUGCUAGUGAUAUUUUUCCCUCCAAAAUAUUAAAUAUGAAAUUAUGUAUGUACCCAGGAUACUUGUGUGGCAGUUUUUCAGUAUGAAAAUAGAUAUGAUUUCCUCUUAUUUUGAUCUAACAUUUCCCUGACUGCUGCCACCCCUCCCCCUAAUUCUGGAUAUAUAUGCUAGAAAUAUCCCCACCCCCAACUGCUUGGAGCCAUUUCUUUAACCCAGAGUUGUCUGUGGGAAUGAUUUUGGGUGCCCUCUUCACACACAUACAACGUAUACACAUACAUGCACGUGUGCACACUCAUGUCCCCAAAUCUAUGUUGGCUUUGAAUUCCCAAGACCUCUCCCUGCCCCCAGCUCAGUGCCAUGAGCCAGAGACCCUGUGGGCCAUGUCUUGAAACAGACCCCUGGGGCCCAGUGGGGGUGGGCUCCCUCCAGGCAGGUCCCUGCCCUUGCCCCUGAUAUGGGAGGGGUACAGCAUCCCCACAAUGCCUUUCCACUACUCCAUCUCAGCCCACAGACCAGAGCAGGGAGGAAAGGUGUGGGCACCUUCACACCUCCCUCCUUUGCCUAUUCUGUCAUUCCAGCUGAUUCUCCCCCUCCCCAGGUCUGCCCCAACUCUGUGCCUCCCGUAAGUGUCCUUCCUUCUCUCUGCCCUCUUUCAGUGAAAAGGCCCUUAUGAAUUCUGCUCACUGUUUGUAAAGACAAAACCACCCCACAAAACUCUCCUUCCUCCCCCUUUGGAGAUGCAAAUAAACAGUGUGAACAGCUUGCCCCUA
Messenger RNA from Phascolarctos cinereus (koala), 4994 nucleotides. RefSeq names its product paralemmin (gene PALM). Lineage: Eukaryota; Metazoa; Chordata; Mammalia; Diprotodontia; Phascolarctidae. The record is from RefSeq and is a predicted model, not a curated record. Gene Ontology annotation, biological process: positive regulation of filopodium assembly; negative regulation of adenylate cyclase activity; regulation of cell shape. Gene Ontology annotation, cellular component: plasma membrane.